UGGCAACUACCUCCACCCAGGCGCAAGGCCUACCCAGAGCGGAAGCCAGCCCGACGUCCCCAAGCCAAGAGGAGCCCUCGGCUAACCGUGGCCCGAUCCCAGCGACACUCAUGGGCAUCUCUCCCGGCAGCAACGCCCAAGCCUGACACACAGCAAAACGCAGCCGUGCCACGGCCACAUGGGCGAGAUCCGGACGCAGCAGGGCCGGUGAAGAACCAAAGGCGGGAGUCCCCACACCAGCACAAACCUCGGCGACCCGAUCCGGCUCGGAGCCAGGUACUUUCAGGGCAGCGGCUCAUAAUGGGCCAUCCCAGCACCCACAGCUCGCAUCCUCAGACGGACUCUCCUCAGUGGGCGCAUCAGAAGCCUAACUCUCAGCCCUAA
Pelobates cultripes (western spadefoot toad) is the source of this 384-nucleotide messenger RNA. The record is from the annotation of a GenBank genome assembly. NCBI's taxonomy places the organism in Eukaryota, Metazoa, Chordata, Amphibia, Anura, Pelobatidae.